AUGGCGCAUCCAGUACAGCUGUCGUCGUCGCGCGACACUCCGAACCCUCUCCGACCGUACUAUCGCCCUCCCUCAAUAGGCCUCCCGCCGCCAGAUGUAAACGCGACAAGCUCGGCUACUGGAGCAAGCAGCAGCCUGGGGAGCUCAGCACGCGGUGUCUUCAACGAUCUCGACUACUCGUCCUUCCUGAACGAUGGCGACUCGGCUUCGGUUGCCGACAUGGGUCGCAAGGUCCUCGACCAGGCUCUGUGGAAGUACACUUCGGUCCUUCUGGCACAGCCCUUCGAUGUCGCAAAGACGAUUCUCCAGGUCCGCCUGGCCACACAACUCGAUGCCGAAUCCACCUUGAGACGUAGAACCUCUGCCCGCUUCGCCGUCGACCAGUACCCGCCUAGUGAUGACGACUCGGACCCGGACGAGCCGAGCUACUUCACCCCGACCAAGCCCACACGAGCAUCCGAGUCGGACAGGUCCCGUUCUCGUCGCCCUCGUACCCCGCCCUCACGUUCGUCGAGAGAGCAAUCGCCUGCUCCACAUGUUCUACAACUACGAAGGCCCGACUCGGUCAUGGAGGCUCUGUCUCAGCUGUGGCAGCAAGCUGGUGCCGCCGCCAUGUGGAAGGCUACAAAUGCCACCUUCAUCUACAAUGUCUUGCUGAAGGCUACAGAGGGUUGGACACGUAAUCUACUAUCUGCUUUGUUCGAUCUGCCAGACCCGUCGUCUCUGUCGUCAGUGCCUGCAGAGGUUGUUGCUGGUGCAAUGGGCGGUCUUGAUCUAGCAGACAGCCCCUCGCCUUUGGCUUCUUUGGGUAUUGCAGUCGCUGCCUCUGCUAUCGCUGCUCUUUUGCUUGCUCCUCUCGACCUUGUCCGCACGAGACUCAUCCUCACACCCACCACAUCACAACCUCGCGCAAUUCUACCAAGUCUCCGUCUCCUGCCGAGCCUCACCAUUCCCACCUCUCUAGCUCCCAUCACCUUCCUCCAUUCGACUCUCCCAACUCUUCUGAGCACCAGCACUCCUCUCAUCCUCCGUCAAUACUUCCGCAUCGAUCCACUGUCCACUCCAGCCACGUACUCGCUCGCCACAUUCCUGACCUCAACCACCGAACUCUUCCUCAAGCUCCCUCUCGAGACCGUCCUACGCCGCGCCCAAAUCGCCCACCUCAAAUCCUCUCACAAGCACGCCUACAACAAAUCCGCUCUCAACUCCUUCCGCGGGAACAAGUCUGUCACAAGUCCAGACAUGGACACAAUCGUUCCUGUUGGUCCUUAUAGAGGUGUCUUCGGCACUGCUUGGAGUAUUAUUACCGAAGAAGGCAUCCGCGAGCAACCGCCACAAAGCCGUCUGAACACUCCCGCCAGACCAGGUCUUGUCGCGCAAAAGAAGGACAAGAAAGGACAAGGCAUCGGUGGUCUAUGGAGAGGUUGGAGGGUCGGCAUGUGGGGCUUGGUCGGUGUCUGGGGAGCUUCUGCACUUGGGGGUGGUGGCAGGACUGGUGGUGAGUUCUAG
Messenger RNA from Aureobasidium subglaciale EXF-2481, 1509 nucleotides. RefSeq lists its product as uncharacterized. The transcript is spliced from 2 exons. The record is from RefSeq and is a predicted model, not a curated record. Lineage: Eukaryota; Fungi; Ascomycota; Dothideomycetes; Dothideales; Saccotheciaceae. Bases 1 to 1509 code for a protein of 502 amino acids.